Molecule: messenger RNA, 336 nt
Organism: Vigna radiata var. radiata (mung bean)
Lineage: Eukaryota; Viridiplantae; Streptophyta; Magnoliopsida; Fabales; Fabaceae
Product: 14 kDa proline-rich protein DC2.15-like
Exons: 1
Coding region: 1-336 (111 amino acids)
Source: RefSeq, a predicted model, not a curated record
AUGGGUUCCAAGAGUAUUGCAUCCUUUACCUUUAUCCUCAGCCUCAACCUUUUUCUGUUUUCCAUGGUUGCACCACAGACACCACCGUCACCAUCACCACCACGAGAAUGUCCAGAGCUGGGUUUGUGCGCUGACGUUUUACGUUUGGGUCAGAGUGUCCGCCCAGAAAACGGGUGCUGCACCCUCCUUGGUAAUCUUGUGCAGGCUAAUGCCACUCUGUGCGUUUGCGACAUAGCCGACACCCAACUCUUAGGAAUAGACAUUGGUAUUAACCUUAAGGUGCAGCUACUAUUAAACUUAUGUGAUCAACAGAACCAGACCAUCAUUUGCAAUUAA